Messenger RNA from Sitophilus oryzae (rice weevil), 1685 nucleotides. It is a transcript of the gene nes, whose product is annotated as lysophospholipid acyltransferase 5. Gene Ontology annotation, molecular function: lysophospholipid acyltransferase activity; 1-acylglycerophosphocholine O-acyltransferase activity. The transcript is spliced from 9 exons. The coding region runs from base 248 to 1657 and encodes 469 amino acids. Gene Ontology annotation, biological process: lipid modification; phosphatidylcholine biosynthetic process. Lineage: Eukaryota; Metazoa; Arthropoda; Insecta; Coleoptera; Curculionidae. The record is from RefSeq and is a predicted model, not a curated record. Gene Ontology annotation, cellular component: membrane.
GCUCGCACUUCUCCUUGUGUAUGUGUUUUGUGCCCCAUAUGCCGCUCCAUAGUUAAAAAAAAGCUUUUUAUGUUAUUUGUGAUAAAUCCUAUGUCACAUAUUUUCCCAUAUUUCUGAGACAAACCAAGUUUUAAAAUGUUAAAUUAAAGUUCAGUCUAUGGUUUAUUCCAACUUUUUUAUGUAAUUAUUUAUUUGAACUUAAUAUGCAUCACUAGUCUUCGAUAUUCUAUUGAAUUUAAAGCUCAAAAUGACUGUCCCUAAUAGAACUCUUAUGGCAGUGUUUUGCCAACAAUUAGGAGUAACCGAACCAGCAUUAAAAUUACUUCUUGGAAUAUUAGCAGGAUAUCCUUUGGCUUUAAUACAUCGGUUAUACCUGUAUAAGAAGAGUGAAAAACUACAAUGUGUUUUCUUCACACUGGCUGGUUUAGCAAUUGGUUUCUGGAAUUUUGGUUGGGGUAUAUUCCACUGUUUCUUUUCAGUGGUCUUUACAUAUUUUGUUAUUAGUUUACUUAAGGCAUCAGCACUGAGCGUGGGAAUAGUAUUUAUUUCUACUUUUUCAUAUUUGUUAACUGGGUAUAUUUUAACAAGCAGUGAGACAUAUGAUAUUACCUGGACAAUGCCCUAUUGCAUUCUAGUUUUAAGACUUAUUGGUGUAGCUUUUGAUGCAUAUGAUGGAACAUAUGCUUCAGGUAUUUCAUCGAAUAAGACUGCAUUAAAGCAAGUGCCGACAUUAUUGCAAAUGCUCGGUCACAGUUUCUUCCCUAGUGGAUUUCUUGUAGGUCCACAAUUUUCGAUGGCACAAUUUUUGGACUUCUCCAAUGGUAAAUUUAAUUCCAAGGGUUCUGAUGGAAAAGAACUGCCUCCAGAUUCAUUAAUGGCAUCACUAUUCAGAUUUGGGCAAGGAUUGCUUUAUUUAUCUAUAUUUCAAAUGCUGUCAUUUUAUGUGUCUGAUGACCUAUUAAUUUCGGACGAUUUUGCUCAAAUGUGUAUAUUUAAAAAGCUGAUUUUAAUGGGUCUUUGGGGAAGGUAUACUCUGUAUAAAUACAUAUCAUGUUGGUUAUUAACAGAAGGAGCUUGCAUCAUGUUUGGUCUGUCUUAUAAUAAAAACGAUAAAGGUGAAGUAAAAUGGGAUGCUGUGACAAACAUAAAUUUGAGCAUAUUUGAAAAUUGUACAGAAUUCAAUCACUAUAUACAAUCAUUCAAUUUGAAUACAAAUCAAUGGGUGGCUAAAUAUAUCUAUAAAAGAUUAAAGUUUUUGGGUAAUAAGUAUGUGUCUCAAGCAUCAGUUUUACUAUUUUUAGCAGUGUGGCAUGGGCUUCAUAGUGGAUAUUAUUUAACGUUUUUACAUGAAUUUAUUGUUAUAUUUGUAGAGAGAGACGUAAAAUCGUUUGUGAAAUCAAAUCCAACACUAGAACAACGUUUAAGAAACCCAAUAGUUAAUAUUAUUGUGAUAGUACUACUCAGAUUAUACACAUUCAUAUUUAUUGGAUGGGCACUCCUACCCUUUGUAUUUUUACAGUAUCCCAGGUAUCUAACGGCGUUUGCAAAUUGCAACUAUGCUGGAAUUUUCGUACAUUAUCUAUGGCCAGUUGCGUACGGUCCACUUCUUAAAUUCCUAUUUAAAUUUGUUAGUACUGAUGAUGUUAAAGAUAGAUAGACAAAUAAAAUUGUUGGUUGUAGUAAUA